Molecule: messenger RNA, 3118 nt
Organism: Elephantulus edwardii (Cape elephant shrew)
Lineage: Eukaryota; Metazoa; Chordata; Mammalia; Macroscelidea; Macroscelididae
Gene: TLL2
Product: tolloid-like 2
Exons: 21
Coding region: 1-3078 (1025 amino acids)
Biological process (GO): proteolysis
Molecular function (GO): metalloendopeptidase activity; zinc ion binding; calcium ion binding
Source: RefSeq, a predicted model, not a curated record
AUGCUCCGGGCCACUGCGCUCGGCGCCCUGGGGCCCCUGCUGCUGCCGCCCCUGCUGCUGCCGCCCCUGCUGCUGCUGCUGCCGCCGCUGUCCCGCGGCGCGCGGGGGCUUGGGGAGCGCUCGGACGACGCCCCGGACCCCUGGGCGCUGGAGGGCGAGGAGGGCGCGGAGCCGCAGCUGGAGCGCUACCACGACCCAUGCAAAGCCGCUGUCUUCUGGGGAGACAUUGCUUUAGAUGAAGACGACCUGAAGUUAUUUCACAUCGACAAGGCCAGAGAUUGGGCCAAGCAGCCAAUGGAGAAAACGUAUCACAACACAGGUGGGAUUGAGGACCAGCCAUAUGAGAGCUGGCCAAACACUACAGCCACAAACACCAGCUUUGAGGGAGCUAGAAAAGAUGGCAAGGAGAAUACCAAGCUUCCACAGAGCCCUGGGACCUCGAAUGCUGGAGCAGAGACAUCUCACCGGGUACGGAGAGCAACAACCUCAAGGACAGAGAGGAUCUGGCCAGGAGGGGUCAUCCCCUAUGUCAUCGGAGGCAAUUUCACUGGAAGCCAGAGAGCCAUAUUUAAGCAGGCCAUGAGGCACUGGGAGAAACACACCUGUGUGACGUUCAUUGAGAGAACAGACGAGGAAAGCUUCAUUGUGUUCAGUUACAGGACCUGUGGUUGCUGUUCAUAUGUUGGACGCCGAGGAGGAGGUCCACAGGCCAUCUCCAUCGGGAAAAACUGUGAUAAGUUUGGGAUUGUGGCUCACGAGCUGGGUCAUGUGGUUGGAUUCUGGCAUGAGCACACGAGACCAGACAGAGACCAGCAUGUUACCAUCAUCAGAGAAAACAUCCAGCCAGGUCAGGAGUAUAAUUUCUUAAAAAUGGAAGCUGGGGAAGUGAGUUCUCUGGGAGAGACGUACGACUUUGACAGCAUCAUGCACUACGCCCGGAACACCUUCUCAAGAGGGGUUUUCUUAGACACCAUCCUUCCCCGCCGGGACGACAAUGGCAUCCGGCCAACCAUCGGCCAGCGUGUGCGGCUCAGCCAGGGAGACAUAGCGCAAGCCAGGAAGCUGUACAAAUGCCCAGCAUGUGGAGAGACUCUGCAGGACACAACAGGGAACUUUUCCGCACCAGGGUUCCCAAAUGGCUACCCUUCGUACUCCCACUGUGUCUGGAGGAUAUCGGUCACUCCAGGGGAAAAGAUCAUCCUGAACUUCACAUCCAUGGAUUUGUUUAAAAGCCGCCUGUGCUGGUACGAUUACGUGGAGGUCCGGGAUGGCUAUUGGAGAAAAGCCCCCCUUUUGGGCAGGUUUUGUGGUGAUAAAAUCCCAGAGCCUCUCGUCUCCACGGACAGUCGCCUCUGGGUGGAGUUCCGCAGCAGCAGCAACAUCCUGGGCAAAGGUUUCUUCGCUGUCUACGAAGCCACGUGUGGGGGAGACAUUAACAAAGAUGCUGGUCAGAUUCAAUCUCCCAACUACCCAGAUGACUACAGACCCUCCAAGGAAUGUGUCUGGCGAAUCACGGUCUCAGAGGGAUUCCACGUGGGACUUACCUUCCAAGCUUUUGAGAUUGAAAGACAUGACAGCUGUGCUUAUGACUAUCUGGAAAUCCGUGAUGGUCCCACAGAAGAGAGCGCUCUGAUUGGCCACUUCUGUGGCUAUGAGAAACCAGAGGAUGUGAAAUCGAGCUCCAACAGAAUGUGGAUGAAGUUUGUGUCUGAUGGCUCUAUUAAUAAAGCAGGCUUUGCUGCCAAUUUUUUCAAGGAAGUGGAUGAGUGCUCGUGGCCUGACCACGGCGGGUGCGAGCAGCGCUGUGUGAACACGCUGGGCAGCUACAAGUGUGCGUGUGACCCUGGCUACGAGUUGGCUGCGGAUAAGAAGGCCUGUGAAGUGGCCUGUGGUGGUUUCAUUACCAAGUUGAACGGCACCAUCACCAGCCCUGGGUGGCCAAAAGAAUACCCCACAAACAAAAACUGUGUCUGGCAGGUGGUGGCCCCCAUGCAGUACCGGAUCUCCCUUCAGUUUGAAGUGUUUGAGCUGGAAGGCAAUGAUGUCUGUAAGUAUGACUUUGUGGAGGUGCGCAGUGGCCUGUCCCCUGAUGCCAGGCUGCAUGGCAAAUUCUGCGGCUCCGAGACACCCGAGGUCAUCACCUCGCAGAGCAACAACAUGCGGGUAGAGUUCAAGUCGGACAACACGGUCUCCAAGCGUGGUUUCAGGGCCCACUUCUUCUCAGACAAGGACGAGUGCGCCAAGGACAACGGCGGGUGCCAGCACGAGUGUGUCAACACGUUCGGGAGCUACCUGUGCCGGUGCAGGAACGGGUACCGGCUCCACGACAACGGGCUCGACUGCAAAGAGGCUGGCUGUGAGCACAAGAUCAGCAGUGCUGAGGGAACUCUAGCGAGUCCCAACUGGCCGGACAAAUACCCCAGCCGGAGGGAGUGUACCUGGAAUAUCUCUUCAACUGCAGGCCACAGGGUGAAACUUACGUUUAAUGAGUUUGAGAUCGAACAGCACCAGGAAUGUGCCUACGAUCACCUGGAGAUAUACGAUGGCCCCGACAGCCUGGCCCCCAUCCUCGGCCGUUUCUGUGGCAGUAAGAAGCCAGCCCCCGUGGUGGCUUCCAGCAGCAGCCUGUUCCUCAAGUUUUAUUCUGAUGCCUCGGUACAAAGGAGGGGCUUCCAGGCGAUGCACAGCACAGAGUGUGGGGGCAGGCUGAAGGCCGAGGUGCAGACCAAAGAGCUCUUCUCCCACGCCCAGUUUGGGGACAACAACUACCCGAGCCAGGCCCGCUGUGACUGGGUAAUUGUGGCGGAGGACGGCUAUGGCGUGGAGUUGAUUUUCCGGACCUUUGAAGUGGAGGAGGAGGCAGACUGUGGCUACGACUACAUGGAAGCCUACGACGGCUACGACAGCAUGGCGCCCAGGCUCGGCCGCUUCUGUGGCUCCUGGCCACUGGAAGAAAUCUACUCUGCAGGGGAUUCCCUGAUGAUUCGUUUCCACACAGACGACACCAUCAACAAGAAAGGCUUUCAUGCCCAGUACACCAGCACCAAGUUCCAGGAUGCCCUGCACAUGAAAAAAUAAUGGUGGUCAUCUCAGAGGACACAGGACUGAGAAUGUUUUU